Messenger RNA from Puccinia triticina, 177 nucleotides. RefSeq lists its product as uncharacterized. Lineage: Eukaryota; Fungi; Basidiomycota; Pucciniomycetes; Pucciniales; Pucciniaceae. The coding region runs from base 1 to 177 and encodes 58 amino acids. The transcript has 2 exons. The record is from RefSeq and is a predicted model, not a curated record.
AUGCCGAAGUUUGGCAUUCCAGGGUAUGCAUUAAACGGGAUCGGCAAGGCAGCCGGCCAUGCCCAGGCGGCUGCCAUUGGCGAGAUGUUCGGAGGGGUUCUAGCGUUCCUGCGGGCUCUGCAUGAUGCAGGUGAAUCCGAAUUUGCUUCCCGAGUCCGAUUGAUCGGACUAGAUUGA